Selaginella moellendorffii is the source of this 838-nucleotide messenger RNA. RefSeq names its product NAD(P)H-dependent 6'-deoxychalcone synthase. The record is from RefSeq and is a predicted model, not a curated record. Gene Ontology annotation, molecular function: aldose reductase (NADPH) activity. Gene Ontology annotation, cellular component: cytosol. Lineage: Eukaryota; Viridiplantae; Streptophyta; Lycopodiopsida; Selaginellales; Selaginellaceae. The transcript is spliced from 5 exons. The coding region runs from base 7 to 762 and encodes 251 amino acids.
CUGAAGAUGGGCUAUCGACAUUUCGACACUGCAGCUGCUCAUGGCACGGAAGAAGCCGUUGGGAAGGGCCUCAAGAAGGGAUUUGUGGAUGGCCUGGUGAAACGCGAGGAGGUUUUUGUGACAUAUAAGUUUCACCUUCUUGAUGCCGGUGAAGUUCGCUCUGCUGUCGAAAAGAGCCUCAGCGCUCUACAGCUUGAGUACCUGGAUCUUUGCUUGGUCCAGUCCCCAUCGAAGCUUCUGAAAUCUUGCACAUACCCUCCCAAUCAGCGGGAGAGCGCUUCCCUUCCAUCAAGCGUGCAGGAGAUAUGGGAGGCUCUCGAAGACUGUGUGCAAAGCGGCCUGACAAAGGCGAUGGGUGUUUGCAACUUCUCAGCGAAAAACGUGAAAGAGAUAUUGGAGAGCGCUAGCGUGGUCCCCGCAGUAAACCAGGUUGAGUUGCAUCCUAUGUGGCAACAGAAACAGCUCCGUGAGUUCUGUCAGAGUGUGGGCGUUCGUGUGAGCUCAUGGCGUCCUUUAGGCGGGCAACCUCCACUCUCAGUUCUUAACAAUUCCGUCAUCAAAGAAAUCGCCGAAACCCAUGGAAAGACUCCGAAUCAGAUUGCGCUCCGGUGGUUACUUGAGAAUGGUGUAAUCUCAGUAAUUCAAAGCUACGAUCCAGAGAAACUGCUAGAGUACAUAAACUUGUUUGACUUCAAGUUUUCUGUUGAGGAUCUUGAGAAACUGGCGAGUCUCGACCAGGAUCUGCCAUUUUAUGUGGUUUGAUGGUCGAACGCUUUGCGCUUUUCUUUCGUUUUUGUUUUGUUCUUCAUUUAGUCAACUGUACAGCACAGUGAGCUUC